AUGGUUCUGAUCUGGACUCAGUUUGGUGUCAAAAACAAGAAUGUUAACGUCAAGUGCAAGGUCCGCCCUAUGCACAGGGAUGACAGCUCGAAUUCCACAUCUUCUGGGGAGAGCAAGUCCGACCAGGAGGCCCCCUGCCUGUCCAUCCAGCCCAUGGGGAAGGAUUACUACAAGGUCCUCGGCGUGUCGUCCGACUCCAACGAGGACGAGAUCAAGCGGGCGUACAGGAAGAUGGCCCUGAAGUUCCACCCCGACAAGAACAGCGAGGCCGACGCCGAGGACAAGUUCAAGGAGAUCGCGGAAGCCUACGAGAUCCUCACAGACCCCAAGAAGAGGAGCAUCUACGACCAGUUCGGAGAAGAAGGUCUUAAGAACGGAGGCGGAAUGUCCAUGUCGGGUCAGACCAACUCCCCUCACUACAGUUACCACGGCGAUGCCCACGCCACCUUCUCCUCCUUCUUCCGCGGCUCCGACCACUUUGACAUCUUCUUCGGGACGGACGCCGACGGCGAGGACGACCUCUUCAACCCCUUCAGCCGCUUCACCUUCAGCCACGUGGGCGGCGGCCCGCACGGCAACGAGGGCCUGCGGCGCGGCCGCCGGCGUCUCCAGGGCCUGGCCGUCAUCCAGGAGCUCCUGGUCACCCUGGAGGAGGUGUUCCACGGCUGCACCAAGAGGAUGAAGAUCACCAGGCGGCGGCUCAACCCCGACGGACGCAGCCUGAGGACGGAGGACAAGGUGCUGGACGUGGUGGUGAAGAAGGGUUGGAAGGCCGGGACCAAGAUCACCUUCCCCAGGGAGGGGGACGAGACCCCCAACAACACCCCUGCCGACAUCACCUUCGUCCUCAAGGACAAGAAACACUCCCAGUACAAAAGAGACGGCUCCAACAUCGUCUACACCGCCAAGAUCACCCUCAAAGAGGCUCUGUGCGGAUGCACGGUGAACGUGCCCACCCUGGACAACCGGAUGAUGCCGUUGCCGUGCAGCGACGUCAUCAAACCAGGCGCCAUCCGCAGGUUGAGGGGCGAGGGGCUGCCCCACCCCAAGAUGCCUGCCCAGCGUGGGGACCUGGUGGUGGAGUUCCAGGUGCUCUUCCCUGACAGAAUACCUCCCCAGUCCCGCGAGAUCAUCAAGCACAGCCUGGCCAAGUGCUAGCCUGCCUUUUACAUACCUGCCUGUUUGCCUGCCUGACAUCAAGGCCACAGUUUCAACUGGUGCAACACUGAAAUCCAGUCUGAGCCUUUGCUAUUGGUGCUAUGGCAACCAAUCACAACCUCGUUUUGUACUUGGGGGGGCUAUUGACAAGUGAAAAUGGACUGAAGAUUUGAGAGUGAGUUGGAAAGCUAGAGAAUGAUUAGCUUUUUGUUGAAACUGCAGACACUAUCGGCAUGAUUGUUUGACAUUGACAGCUCCGUGUGAAGAGCUGUGUGUUCUGAUAAAAGGAUUGCUGAGUGUCUGUCUGGAAGCAUGCACAGUGUCCAAUCUGUCUCUUACAUUCAAAGGGAUAGGAGCUGUUACUGUAUACUACAGGCCUAUAUCAGGGACUCAGUGUUCUACUCUAACGUGUGUAGACUUCCUGAAACCUGACCAGUAGAAUCACGUGAAUUAAGUUGUAUGUCGUUCAUAUGACUGCAGUUUUACAUUGAUUUAUUACAAUAUCAAAAAUGUACUU
Messenger RNA from Hypomesus transpacificus, 1675 nucleotides. RefSeq lists its product as uncharacterized. The transcript has 4 exons. Gene Ontology annotation, biological process: negative regulation of transcription by RNA polymerase II. NCBI's taxonomy places the organism in Eukaryota, Metazoa, Chordata, Actinopteri, Osmeriformes, Osmeridae. The record is from RefSeq and is a predicted model, not a curated record. Gene Ontology annotation, cellular component: cytosol. Gene Ontology annotation, molecular function: protein-folding chaperone binding. Bases 1 to 1158 code for a protein of 385 amino acids.